ACUGUUUUCAAAGUUGCCGAAAUGCCACGUGCGUCCAUUUAUAUCAGUGCAUUCGUAAUAACCUAACCAUUACGAAACUUAUAUUCGAUCAAAUAAGGCUAUUGUAGCAAAUUAACAAUUCCAUUUUUUAUUGACCAAAUCCGACACUCUCAUUGGCCAUAAAAUAAUAACCUCACUUCGUGGUCUUAUUUUCGUGGACAGAUUUUGGGCGGAGUAAACCCUCUCGCUUCAUCUCUUCCUCUCUGGCUAUACCUGAAGUUUUGAGGACUCUUCUGGAAUUUGGGAUUUUCUGUGGAUUUUCUGUGAAUACUGAGUGGACCCAAUUGAUCUCUUCUAUAUUAUUGAGGAUUAAUCUUUAAUUUAUUAACCAUUUAUUUAGUGAAAUGGCAAACGCGGGGAUACAGCUCCUUGGAUUCGUCUUGUCUUUUCUUGGCUUCAUCGGGUUGAUAGCGUCCACGAUCAUGGCCGAGUGGAAACUGUCAUCCUAUGCUGGGGACAACAUCAUAACGGCGCAAGCCAUGUACGAGGGGCUUUGGAAGUCUUGUGUGUCACAGAGCACUGGUCAAAUCCAGUGUAAAGUGUACGAUUCACUGCUCCAAUUAACGGGGAUGGUGCAGGGCACACGAGGUCUCAUGGUGGGUGCCAUCCUGUUGGCUGGCAUUGCGAUUCUGGUGGCCAUGGUGGGCAUGAAGUGUACCACCUGUCUGGCUGAGGACCAGGAGAAGAAGGACAAAGUUGCCCUGACUGGAGGAAUCGUCAUCAUUAUCGCAGGUCUGUGUGCUCUGGUGGGGACUUCCUGGUACGGGAACAGAAUAGCAAAGGAAUUCUACGACCCCUUCACUCCUACAAAUUCCAGGUAUGAGUUUGGCAAGGCCCUGUUCGUAGGUUGGGGCUCUGCUUGCUUCACCAUCAUAGGUGGAGCCUUCCUCUGUUGCAACUGCUCCAGUGAAGGCUCAGGAAAGUCCUCCCGCUACCCCCCGAACCGCUCCGCUGCCCCACCAGGCAGAGACUACGUCUAGAGCCUGGGGAUAUCCAGGAGACCAGGGUCGUGUUCAUUAGGGUAGACGUUUCAAAAUGUUGUGCAAUGGAAAUUGAAAGCAAGCCUUUACUUACUGGUCAGGUAGUGCCUUCCCGUUUCACUCCAUUUAAGUCCGUUUUCCUCUGUUUUGUGCUAAACAUGACCCACCUCCAUCCAGCCACUCUCUAUUCUGGGUACAGCACUGCCUAGGGUCAAAGCUGGGGUUAUUUUUGUUGAUUUGAUGGUUGGUUUGGUUUGAUUCAUGAUUUCUGUUAUUUUCAUUUCUGGUUGUUUUACUGUGAGACACUCCACUAGCAAGCAAUAUAUCCAUGAUGCAUACAUCCAGUACUCUAUUACUAUUUUCACACUAUCGAUUCAACCCAAACUGCACUGUGCUGGCUCUGAUGUUUUCUUUUCACACCGUUCAUGAUUCCAGCAACUAUGGUGGAUGCGGCAGGGUAGCCUAGUGGUUAGAGCGUUGGACUAGUAACCGGAAGGUUGCAAGUUCAAAUCCCCGAGCUGACGAGGUACAAAUCUGUUGUUCUGCCCCUGAACAGGCAGUAAAUCCACUGUUCCUAGGUCGUCAUUGAAAAUAAGAAUUUGUUCUUAACUGACUUGCCUAGUUAAAUAAAGGUAAAAAAAAUGCGUAACGAGGAGAGCACUGUUCAGCUCGGCUCAGUAGUGUGAAAAUAGUAUUUGUGUGUAGUUUGAGAUGUACAGUGCAUUCGGUAAGUAUUCAGACCCCUGGACUUUUUCCACGUUUUGUGACAUUACAGCCUUAUUCUAAAAUGGAUUAA
Messenger RNA from Oncorhynchus tshawytscha (Chinook salmon), 1815 nucleotides. RefSeq names its product claudin 1 (gene cldn1). Gene Ontology annotation, cellular component: plasma membrane; bicellular tight junction. The transcript is spliced from 4 exons. NCBI's taxonomy places the organism in Eukaryota, Metazoa, Chordata, Actinopteri, Salmoniformes, Salmonidae. The record is from RefSeq and is a predicted model, not a curated record. Gene Ontology annotation, biological process: cell adhesion; bicellular tight junction assembly. Gene Ontology annotation, molecular function: structural molecule activity. Bases 384 to 1019 code for a protein of 211 amino acids.